UCAUCUUUAGCAACAUGUACGUGAAGCUUUUUUUAUUAUUCGUUUUAUUGGGUGGAUUUUUUCACCUGAAUAAAGCCCAAACAACAGACUGCUCGAAUACGUGUAUCUCACGUGUGAGAUGCAAUCCUUACUAUAAGGAUCUAGUCUGGGCAGUUGUAGAUCGUGUUUGUCGAGUUUUCCAGAACGGCUGUAUUUUUGGUAAUAAGAACUGCAUGAGGGCCAACCAGUGCUUGCCACCAAUGGUGGCCACUACAAAGGAAAAGUGUAUGGAAUCCUGUCCGAGAAUGUGUUCUCGUGGCGCACCUCCGGUGUGUGGAUGGUUUCCCUAUACGGAGAGCAAUGGAACAACUGGAGGCCGGGACAUGACCUUCCGAAGUCGUUGCCUGCUGGAUCUUUACGCCUGCCGUAACGCCGAGGCCUAUGUAAAUGAACCUCGCAUUGGACACUGCGCUUAAUCUAUCAGUAAUAAAAUAAUUGCUGUACAUUAUGUUUUCAAUAAAUGAAAAUGA
Drosophila elegans is the source of this 509-nucleotide messenger RNA. RefSeq names its product salivary glue protein Sgs-5. Lineage: Eukaryota; Metazoa; Arthropoda; Insecta; Diptera; Drosophilidae. The transcript has 3 exons. Bases 15 to 455 code for a protein of 146 amino acids. The record is from RefSeq and is a predicted model, not a curated record. Gene Ontology annotation, molecular function: protein binding.